Molecule: messenger RNA, 1200 nt
Organism: Dacryopinax primogenitus
Lineage: Eukaryota; Fungi; Basidiomycota; Dacrymycetes; Dacrymycetales; Dacrymycetaceae
Exons: 3
Coding region: 1-1200 (399 amino acids)
Source: RefSeq, a predicted model, not a curated record
AUGGGAUCUUCUCAGUCGUCCCUCAUCAUCACCGCCGCCGUCGCCAUCGUAGGACUCGGGCUCGCCUACGUGUUCCUCCGCCCUGCACCUCCUCCGCCUCCCUCUCUCAAGCGGGGUUCGAGCACCAUUGCACCUUCAGCAUCCAGCAAGAAAGGGAAGAAGAAGAAGAAGGCUUCUCCCGCUGCUGCCUCGUCCAGUGCUCCAGGAAAGGUUGAGGAGAAGCGCCUUCCCGGCGCUCUGGUUGAGGAUAGCGAAGCAACGAGCACCACUGUUCCCGACGAGCCAGCACCUACACCAGGCGCAGGGAAAAAGAAGAAGAAAUCGAAGUCCGCAUCUUCAUCCCAUGCCGCCGGUGCGCCGGUCACAUCUGGCGGAACGCGUGUUCCCCCUGUGCCACAGCGUACCGCAGGUCCCAGCACGAGUGCGGCUGACCCGGACGGCCCUUGGACGCGCGUGGAGACUCGUCGUUCUGCGCGCACCGCUAAUCAUGCCUCUGGAAUUGCUGGGAUUGCGGCAGGGACAGGCGGCUCGGAUCGCCAUGUGGAGGGGAGUAUUGGGGACAUUACGACGAGCGUGACUGAGGAAGACAGCGGGAUCGGAGAGGUGGGUGAAGCUGCAGAAGGAGAGGAGGGUGAGAGCGAGAAGGGGCCUUCUGGGGUGAUGAGGAGUACGGUGGAGAGGAUGCUUCCUCGACCGAGGAAGACGGCCGUGGAUGACAUGCUAGAAACACCUGCACAGUCCGUCUCACGCGUCAUGCGUGUCAAGCCGUCUGCCGAAGAACGUCCCGCUGCUGGAUUUUCCUGGGCAGACUACGAAGAUGUCGAGGACUCUGCUGGUGGAGCCGGGGCGGAAGAGGCGGACGACGAGGGAGAGUGGGGCAUUGUCAAGAGCCGAAACCGACGAGCGACUUCUCACAAUGGGUUUGCCAGUUCCUCCGGCUCCACACCCGCGUCUCGUCCAGCCAAGGCAAGCGAGACGCUGACCAAGAAGCAGCGACAGAACGCGCGGAAACGCGAAGCGGACAAGUCGCUUCGAUCGGACCAGGAGGCGGAACGGCUGGCGCUGCUUGCACGGCACAAGCGGGAGCUUGAGAACGAGCGCAUGAAGGAGCAGGCAAGAGGUUCUGGAGGCGCCAACAAGAAGCUCAGCGGGGGGAUGAGGGCGUCGGUCAAUGAAAAGGGCGCAUUGGUUUGGGAAUAG